AUGAUCAUGAAGAUGAAGGCCUGGCCAGCAACACGCUCACGGAGACAGCAGAAAGAGGAUACAGGCCGCUCUUAUCUGAUGGAACUGCCCACCGAGCUACUACUGGAAAUCAUCUCACAUCUGUCUUUGAUACCGGAGGCUGCUUUUGCCUUGACCUGCAAACGCAUGUUCGCCAUCUCCGGAGAGAUUUUAUUAUCAAAAUCUUUACGAUUUACUCGUGAUUUUGCGCCUCUAUUCCACCACUAUCGCAACGGACACAACUUUGUUACGCCACGCUGGCAGUUUAUGUCCUUGUUGGAAAAUUCGCGAUGGCGGCUGUGCUCCAAAUGCUUGAAGCUACACCCGCGAUCCGCAUUUUCAUCCCGAGAAUUAAGGCACAAGCCUGAUGACCGCACAUGCAACUUGGGCGAGCUAGCGGGGAUUGUUGACCUGUGCCCAUGCAAGAAGAUGACAUAUCGCGACAAGCUAAAACUUGCGGAUGAUCUGCAAGUGCGAAAGACCACGCUGGAUGCUCUAGGAACCGAAUAUGGCAGUACGGUCUCAAAUCGAUAUUGCUGGCACAAAUGCACCGAGCAGUAUGGUCCCACAGGGCUCACGGUGUCGCUAUUUCCUGAACUCAAUGAGGAGGGUCAACUGGUCGUGCGUACAGAGUACCAGCUCACCACUGAGUCGGGCCAAGUAGGCAAGGAGGAAUAUAUGACCCCUCGAUUCGGAUGCGCCCACAGAUCCGUUGAUCUCUGGCUCUCCAGUGUCUAUCAAACCACCAUUUGCCGACUCUUUGACAAUUUCUGCGCCUCCUGUCGACGGAUCUCAGUCUGCGCCACCUGCAACACUACACUCACGUGUCAUCGAAAACAACCAUUUCAAACGGAUGUAUCUGGCAAGGUCACUUAUUCUUUCUACACUGAGAGAUCUCUGGGGGGCAUUUCAACAACGCCUGAUGCAAUUUGGGCUGCCCAAAGGAUUCAUCCAGCCGAGCCGUCAAUCAGCGUGGAGAAUUGCAAUGAGCUCUGUCCCUGGACGGUGCGAGAACACCCGCCUCUCACAUUUACACCCAGCAUAGAUGAAGGAGUCCUCUCACCGGCUACUGAUGAGCAGCCUAUGGAUUCGUUGUAUUCGUCGAUCCGCAUGUUAUAA
This is a messenger RNA of Penicillium longicatenatum, 1137 nucleotides long. RefSeq lists its product as uncharacterized. The coding region runs from base 1 to 1137 and encodes 378 amino acids. Gene Ontology annotation, molecular function: protein binding. NCBI's taxonomy places the organism in Eukaryota, Fungi, Ascomycota, Eurotiomycetes, Eurotiales, Aspergillaceae. The transcript has a single exon. The record is from RefSeq and is a predicted model, not a curated record.